Messenger RNA from Sugiyamaella lignohabitans, 1584 nucleotides. It is a transcript of the gene GUA1, whose product is annotated as GMP synthase (glutamine-hydrolyzing). Gene Ontology annotation, molecular function: GMP synthase activity; ATP binding; GMP synthase (glutamine-hydrolyzing) activity. The record is from RefSeq and is a predicted model, not a curated record. Bases 1 to 1584 code for a protein of 527 amino acids. Gene Ontology annotation, cellular component: cytosol. Lineage: Eukaryota; Fungi; Ascomycota; Dipodascomycetes; Dipodascales; Trichomonascaceae. The transcript has a single exon. Gene Ontology annotation, biological process: GMP biosynthetic process.
AUGUCCUCUGAACCAGUUGUCGAGGUGUCUGCUGUCUUUGACACCAUUUUGGUUCUAGAUUUCGGUUCUCAGUACUCUCACUUGAUCACCAGAAGAUUGCGUGAAUUCAAUGUCUAUGCUGAGAUGCUGCCAUGUACCCAAAAGAUUUCUGAGCUCACUUGGAAGCCUAAGGGUGUUAUCUUGUCAGGUGGUCCCUACUCUGUUUAUGAUAAGGAUGCUCCUCAUGUUGAUCACGAUGUUUUCAAGCUCGAUGUCCCUAUUCUUGGUAUCUGUUAUGGUAUGCAAGAACUUGCCUGGAUUAAUGGUCGUGGAGUCGCUCGUGGUGAGCACAGAGAGUAUGGUCAUGCUACCAUUCAUGUCAAGGAUAGCGACAACAAGCUCUUCCACGGAAUUGACAACUUCCAAGUUUGGAUGUCCCACGGUGAUAAGUUGAACGACUUGCCCACUGGAUUCAAGACCAUUGCUACUACCGACAACUCUCCUUAUGCUGCUAUUGCCCAUGAGAAGGAGAAUAUCUGGGGUAUUCAAUUCCACCCCGAGGUGACUCAUACUACCAAGGGUAAGCAAUUGUUAAGAAACUUUGCUAUCGAUAUCUGUCAAGCUGAUCAGAAGUGGAACAUGAAGAACUUUAUCCACACUGAAAUUGAGAGAAUCCGUACUUUGGUCGGUGAGCACGGUGAAGUUAUUGGUGCUGUUUCUGGUGGUGUCGACUCCACUGUUGCUGCCAAGCUCAUGAAGGAGGCCAUUGGUGAUCGAUUCCAUGCUAUUCUUGUUGAUAACGGUGUCAUGAGACUCAAUGAGUGUGCCGAGGUCAAGAAGACUCUUAGUGAUGGUUUGGGUAUUAACCUCACUGUUAUUGAUGCUGCUGAUGAGUUCCUUUCCAAGCUCAAGGGUGUUACUGACCCUGAGAAGAAGCGUAAGAUCAUUGGUAACACUUUCAUCCACAUUUUCGAGCGUGAGGCCGCUCGUAUUCAACCCAAGGCUGGUGGUGAGAUUGAGUACUUGCUUCAAGGAACUCUUUACCCCGAUGUCAUUGAAAGUAUCUCUUUCAAGGGUCCUUCUCAAACUAUCAAGACUCACCACAACGUCGGUGGUCUUUUAGAAGAUAUGAAACUCAAGCUUAUUGAGCCUUUGCGUGAAUUGUUCAAGGAUGAAGUUCGUGCUUUGGGUGAGUUGAUGGGAAUUCCUCACGACCUUGUCUGGAGACAUCCUUUCCCUGGUCCUGGUAUUGCUAUCCGUAUCCUCGGUGAGGUCACUCCUGAGCAGAUCAAGAUCGCUCGUCACGCCGACCAUAUCUACAUUGAGGAGAUCAAGAAGGCUGGUAUCUACGACAAGAUUUCUCAAGCUUUUGCUUGUCUUCUUCCCGUCAAGUCUGUUGGUGUCAUGGGUGACCAACGUACUUACGAACAAGUUAUUGCCCUUCGUGCAAUUGAAACUUCGGACUUCAUGACUGCCGAUUGGUACAUUUUUGAUGCCGCCUUCCUUAAAAAUGUCGCCAAGAGAAUUGUUAACGAGGUUGAUGGUGUUGCCCGUGUGGUCUACGACAUCACCUCCAAGCCUCCUGCCACUGUCGAAUGGGAGUAA